ACACUGAGAGAGACCCACUCAGAUGUCUGGCACACGUAGCGAACGAGAGAGACAGCUGAAGCACAAACCACAUGUCUGUAGCACAAACCUCUGCUGCCACGGAGAGAAGCUCCACCAUUGGACGAGUCCCUGCCGUCAGUCAAAGCUGAAGCCCAGCCCCCUAAGCUGGAUGCUGCGUCCUCAAGCCAAUGGUCUCUCUGCAGUUUGUACAAGUGCAGGAUAUUGGCUUCUGAGACUUGGGAAACAUCACACCUGUUCCGCACAUUCGCAGUCCCUGCCGACAGCAGGUGUUCCAGUCAGCUUUACUUAAAGAUCUCUCGCUUGUUCUCCGGUAUUCCAGGUCAAAACAGAUUUCAGUUUCAUUCUUUUUUUUUUUUUUAAACCAACUGGAUUAUGAAUUAUCUACCCUAGAAAUAAAAGCAGUGGUCUUUGAAUCAAUGGUAUGAGCGCAGAGUGUAUUGGUAGAGAACGACACGGCCUCCCAUGAGACUUGAGUUUGGGGAGGUGCCAUGGAGUUUCACGCCGAUGGUAACUCCCUCCUGAAGGCCGUGUAUCUGAGCCGCCUUCGGCUGGCACGGCUGCUGCUGGAAGGCGGGGCCUAUAUCAACGAAAGCAAUGAGCGUGGCGAGACUCCCUUGAUGGUGGCCUGCAAGACGCGGCAUGUGGACCCCCAAAGUGCGGACAAGAUCAGGAUGGUGCGGUACCUGCUAGAAAGCGGCGCCGACCCCAACAUCCAGGACAAGCGUGGGAGAACCGCCCUCAUGCACGCCUGCCUGGAGCACGCCGGUGCUGAAGUGAUAACUCUGCUGCUCAACAACGGUGCUGAUCCUGGCCUGGAGGACCACUCCGGCACCUCAGCACUGGUCUACGCUGUCCAUGCCGAUGACAAGGAUGUCCUCCGAGUUUUGUUGGAUGCCUGCAAGGCUCAGGGCAAGGAGGUCAUCAUCAUCACCACUGACAAGCUGCCAUCAGGGAGACAGAUGACCAAGCAGUACCUCAAUGUGCCUCCGGCAUUGGACCUGGGAGAACGACGGCCUUGCGCCCCCACACUCUCCGCGUCGCUUUCGGACAUUGAGAUCCAGACCUCGCCUUGGCCUGUCACCUGCCACCAAGCUGAGAAGAACAUCUUUGCCUUUGGAGUCCAGAAGGAGGACAGUGCAGCCACCUCACAGCCAAGCUCCCCAAGCCGGGGACCAGGCUUAGUCCAUAGCGGGGUAGCAAAGCUCCAGCACCUGCAACGUUUACAUUCAGAGCCAUGGUUGAAGAUCCCCCCAUCUCUACUUGAAGAGAACAGAAAAGUCUCUCCUCUAACCAAGGAUCUACCCGAUAUAACCCCAGAUGAAGAACCCUAUAUGAAGUUCAGCAGGAGGUACCAGAGGGUUCCAGGUGCUAAUCCCCAUAGUCCUCAUGCCAAAAAACUAGGCAAGACUCUGGAGCGGCCAGCCAAUAAUGACAAGAGAGAUGGAGGAAGUCAAGGCAUGUGGCUUUCCCGAAAAAUGUCGUACGACAAUAUAUCUUUCGCCAGGUCACACCCUGACCUCUACCACAGCAGCAGGGCUGCAGGCCCACCCACAGACAAGGACCCAGCUGUCACCCCAGGUUUGGCCACAUCCAGCCUGCACAGCAUCGUCCAGCGCAGGAACAUUGGUGUGGACCACUAUGGCUCAGACUCCCAGCUCUCUCAGUACCUCCGGCAUCUACCUGAAGACCACAAGGGGUACCCAGACAAGGGUUUGCCUGUUUCCAACAGCUACUCAGCCCUGUCCUCCUCCCGGGACUCCUUGGAGAAGCAAUCGGCUAUGCGGGAGUACAGAGGCUCAGGUGCUCUCCUUGCUGCCCAUGUUCCCAGCCCCCGGUUGGGAUUCCUGCCACCGUUGAACCAACACGUACCUGUCCCUCAGAUUGAAGUCACCAGCGUCAAUGUGGAGAAUGUGGGCAUGGUCCCAAAGACCAACAUGGGCCUGAAAGUCCUUGUUCCCACUGCUCCCAGCGUCCCGAGAGAUCUGAAAGCUAGGAAGAUGCUUUUGAGGCGUCACUCCAUGCAGACUGACCCGAUCAAACAAUUAGGCACCUUUGAAGAGAUCUUUAGCCAUUGAGUCUACAUGAAUACCAUGGUAAUCCACCUACCUGUAUUCUGUAAUACUUAGCAUUCAUCUUGCAUCAGCAAUCCCUUUCCAGUCCAGGGAAUUAUUGGUGAAAAUCAAGGUAUACCCUGUCCACUAAAUAAUAUAGACAGACAUCCAUCAAGAACAAUUUAAAGUCCACAACAUCUACACAAGAAGAGGAAAAAAAUCCAAGACCCAGAAUUGGGGCUGCGAACCCACAAACUGCUGAAGCAUCAUGCUGUUUUAUAUCAAAUUAUAUAAAAACAUUAUGCCUAUACCAUGUUAGAGUUGGCAUUUAACAGAAUGUUUCACGGCGAAUCUCCACAGGCAGAUAGACACAGGAAAAACAUCACACAGAAUUUGUGGACUGCUCGUGUUUCUUGGCUUGCUAUUCCAUUGCAGGUUCUGUGGAUUUCAGUGUUUUCUAACUUUUCAUUCUUUCACCCAAAAAAGAUCCAUCUGAACUACUCUGCAUCUGACUUGAUAAAUUACUCACAGCAGGUCACGAAAGCAUGCAUGACUAUGUUAAAUAUUGUAUAUUACAAACCAUUGUAUCCGGUCUGUGCAUAAAUAUUGUACGUUGCAUUCAAGAAUAUACUUUAUAUAUGUAACCCAUAUUUAUGUACUAUAUCAUACUUUAAAAACUAAGUAUUGUAUUGUGCAUACCUAAAAUGUAUUGCACGUUGCUAUAUAGUGUAUACAGACAUCCCUUCAUUUUAAAAUAGCAUGCAAUGGUAAAAUGUUAUUUUAAUGGUAAUGAUUAUAUUUCCACUUGUAUGGGUCAUAUGAUUAAGACUGGAAAAAACAAAGUUCCACUGUAAACUUCAUAUAUAGAACACUAACAAUUUCAGCAUAUUACACAAUAAAAAUUCAUAUAGUCAUGUGUAUUUCCUCAUUCAUACACAGGCAACAGAUUAUCCACCAGCACAAAUGGCCAUGUCCACCUUCUUAUGGUUUUAAAAUAUGGCAAAUGCAUCUUCAAUUCAUGUGAUAAAAUUCUAGAAUUUUAGAAUGAUGUUAAUAUUCCGAGAAGUGUUUCUAAGAGUUAAUACAAUGUUUUGGUUAACAUAAAUAGAAAAAAUGGCAGUAAAGGUACACUAAAACAUUUAACUUCCUGGGUAUUUGCCUAAUGACUACUGUAUUAUUGCUGUCAUUAACAAAUUUUCAUUAUCAUCUCAACUU
Molecule: messenger RNA, 3287 nt
Organism: Brienomyrus brachyistius
Lineage: Eukaryota; Metazoa; Chordata; Actinopteri; Osteoglossiformes; Mormyridae
Product: ankyrin repeat domain-containing protein 34B-like
Exons: 2
Coding region: 510-2096 (528 amino acids)
Molecular function (GO): protein binding
Source: RefSeq, a predicted model, not a curated record